AUGUCUGCAGGAUGGAGGGUCUGGGGAGCGUGCAGAGCCCUUGCGCUGCGCCCGAAGCCGGCUCUGCGACCUAGAGCAGAGACCUUUUGGCAAACGAGAGGAGCUACGAGAUUCUACUCUGACGACGUCCAUGGCCAUCCCAGCAAUCCCGCCGAGACGCCCCAAGCUCCGAGCGCGACCGAGGUCAACAUCGACGCCGAAAGCUCUUCGGAAAAGGCCAUGCAGGAAUCGUCCAUAUCGAUAGACCCGGAAAAUGUCGUGCCAGAAUCGUCGUCCAUGCCGGUCGAAGACACGUCGCAGGACUCUUACAUAUCUGGAUUGGACGAUGCAGCUUUGGAGCAGAUGCUAUAUGGCGGUCGGGUUGCUAGGACCGAGACGGAUGGCGGAUUGACACCGGCGCAAGAAAAGGCACUCUAUCGCGAGGGAUCAAUACCGCCCGCGGAAGAGGCCGAGGCUCUCGAGGCAACAGAGCAAGCUGCCGAAUCGUCGUUGGAGCUAGUCGCGCCUAGCGAGGGUGAAGUGGAGGAUCUGGGGCACAAAUUUGGCUUGCCCCCAAAGCCCUACCCACCCGGCUUCAAUUUGAAGCAGAGAUAUCAUCCGGUGCUGGAGCAGAUCACAAGGCUUCUCAUGCGGGAUGGCAAGCUCAGUGUUGCGCAAAGGAACAUGGCCAUGGUCAUGAACUUUUUGCGAACUUCGCCGGCUCCCAUUUACAGUCCCAAAUUCCCUCUACUCCCGGGGACACCUCCGGCUUCCCAUUUGCCUCUCAACCCCAUUCUCUACAUCACCAUCGCCAUCGACUCGGUUGCGCCUCUUCUCAAGGUCAGAAAUAUUGUCGGAGCCGGCGGCGGAGGUCGGGCACUCGAGUUGCCGCAGCCACUUGCGGUGCGACAGCGGAGGCAUACUGCUUUCAAAUGGAUUCUCGACACCGUCGACAAGAAGCCAUCAAGGGGCAGUGGGCGGAAGCAGUUCCCCCACCGAAUUGCCGAGGAGAUUAUCGCAGUCGUGGAGGGAAGGUCGGGCGCGUGGGAAAAACGGCGGCAGGUCCACAAGCUGGGCACGGCGUCGAGAGCUAACGUGGGCUCCAAGAAGAUUGGCAAGGCCAAGAAGAAGUAA
This is a messenger RNA of Hirsutella rhossiliensis, 1113 nucleotides long. RefSeq names its product ribosomal protein s7p/S5e domain-containing protein. Bases 1 to 1113 code for a protein of 370 amino acids. Gene Ontology annotation, molecular function: rRNA binding; mRNA binding; structural constituent of ribosome. The transcript has 3 exons. NCBI's taxonomy places the organism in Eukaryota, Fungi, Ascomycota, Sordariomycetes, Hypocreales, Ophiocordycipitaceae. Gene Ontology annotation, cellular component: ribosome. The record is from RefSeq and is a predicted model, not a curated record. Gene Ontology annotation, biological process: translation; ribosomal small subunit assembly.